Molecule: messenger RNA, 1588 nt
Organism: Zootermopsis nevadensis
Lineage: Eukaryota; Metazoa; Arthropoda; Insecta; Blattodea; Termopsidae
Product: dynein axonemal assembly factor 1
Biological process (GO): axoneme assembly
Cellular component (GO): axoneme
Molecular function (GO): protein binding; dynein complex binding
Source: RefSeq, a predicted model, not a curated record
UCUCUACAGAAGAACCUGCAACACCUGGACAACAGACCUGUGUUCCUGCAGGACAGAGCAUGUGCAGAAGCUUGGCAAGAAGGUGGUUUAGAAGCAGCACAGGCAAUGAGAAAGAAGUGGAUCGAAGAGGAGCACAGAAAAAUCAGUGACAGCGCAAUGGCUCUCCUAAAGCGAUGUGACAGCUUCAGAAGCAAUGAGGCAGUCAUCUCAGUGCCACAUGCUGGAACAAUGACUGAUGAGGGAUCGGAUGAUACAGAGGAGAGCUGCCACUCAGACAGUGGCACUGAUAAUACAUCAGCUUGCGAGAGAAGUUCAGGGGGACACUGGAAGGAAAAGGAGCUCAUCAUGCCAUGGAAUGUUCAAACAUCCCCACAGCACACACGGGAGGGAAAUAGUAGCCUCAUCUCAGAACUGGACACUCAGGAAGGAGCCAGGUGGAUGGCAAACAGAGAGACGAGGACAACCGAUGAGAACAUAGUAACAUCAAUCCAGAAGAAGGAAAUCAUCCACACAGAACGAGAUUGAUUUGUUGGAUACGAGAAUGAGGCAGAGUCAGAGCAGCAAAGUGAGCCAAACAGAAACAGAAACAUUUGUUGAAAGAUGUAACUCUUGAAUGGGAAGGCAAUGAAGUAUGCGAAAGUAUCAAAGAAAGAGAACAGGAAUCAGUUGAUACAAUGAGCAAAUUCAACAAAGCAAUAAGAAAACACAUUUCCGAGGCACAGAAACUACAAAGGUUCAAGAGGAAGAAUUAGGGAACAGGUACAGAAACAAACAAAUGGCAUCUCAUAAUAGUUUUGUUAUUGAAUUCCUAACAUUGUCAACAAAUCAUUGCUGGAUCCUGACUCCGCCGUAGCAAAACUACUGACACCAUGUGGGAAGCACACGCAAAGCAACCUCUGCUAUAGGAGAUGGUUAUACAUCAAUCAUUUACUCAUAUUCACACCGACUCCAGUGAAAAGGGUGACGUAGAACACGUGGUGGUAUUCUGCAGGUGAAAGGAUAAAUCAGAAUUUGUAUUUGUCAGAACUUUUAAAUCAUCUAUUAAAUGACUUUCAAUAAACCAGAAAGUAUCUACAGGAUCCACAAAUACGCCUUGGUACACGUACCAAACGUUAUAAAGUGCUCCUACACUUCUUGGAAGGAAUUCGAAAAACUGACAACACUGAUUAAGAAGCAAAAUAGAAACUGCCUAAUGUAGAAUAUAAAAUAAGUAAACAAACAACUAUUAACACUAUAAAAAAGACACUAUUUCCUUAUUGUGUACUGAUUCUGAAGCUUGGUGAUAUUUGCUUUCAUGUAGCAGUCAAUGGCUUUUGUAACUUUGUUGGUUGGAACUGGUGACGUAAUCCCUGCUCUGCCAAAAAUGUUGUGCUUCAACAUGAAUAUAAAUAAUUAUGCUGAUUUUUAUUGUCCUGUUCUGGUAGUUUAAUAUUACUGAUUAAAGAACUUGUAUAUAUUGAAUAGUCAUCUAAUGUCACAUAUUUUAUUAUGAUUGAGAAAUAAAGUGAAUGUCAUGUCAGGACACUUCCCUCUAAUCUUGCUAACCUCCCGAAAGUUACUGCUGACUGUGCCAUAAACAUUAUUUUAG